AUGGGGGCCCCCGGUGCUGUCCACUCCUGGAUGAGGUAUCCGGCCCUUUGGAGUUACACGUGGGCACCUUUUGUCAGUCCUUUCUGGAUGGGGCUUCCCCCUCCAGCUGCACCAGUGCCUUCAGUCUGGCCCUCGGGCUUCUCCAGCUUUGAUCCCCAAGUGGGGAGCCAGUACCUGGCCACCGUGACCUCCAGUGUGUUUCCUUACCCCAUGGGACCCCCACUCCCCCCACUCCCAUACUCCUCAGUCCCUCCAGCUCUGAGUGGGGACGACUCUGGCCACUCUCCCCAGGUGGAAUGGCAGAUUCGCGCCAGCUCAGCCUUCCUGGCUGCGGCGGGGGGACCGUCCAGAAGAGCUCCUCAUUUGGAGAGGUGCCAAGCCCCUCCAUCAGAAUGGGCCUCCAGGUUUAGCCCUGGGGCACCUGGUCUACCCUGCAGCCCAGAACUCUGCCCUCUGCCCCCUCAGCCCGAUCCCCGCUGUCCCCGCUCCCCUCGGCUGCACUGCAAGGCCUGCUGCCGCCUCUUCUAG
Molecule: messenger RNA, 528 nt
Organism: Ailuropoda melanoleuca (giant panda)
Lineage: Eukaryota; Metazoa; Chordata; Mammalia; Carnivora; Ursidae
Gene: PRR23E
Product: PRR23 family member E
Exons: 1
Coding region: 1-528 (175 amino acids)
Source: RefSeq, a predicted model, not a curated record